Molecule: messenger RNA, 566 nt
Organism: Gossypium arboreum
Lineage: Eukaryota; Viridiplantae; Streptophyta; Magnoliopsida; Malvales; Malvaceae
Product: transcription factor GTE8-like
Exons: 2
Coding region: 7-453 (148 amino acids)
Source: RefSeq, a predicted model, not a curated record
GAACUGAUGAAACAUCCAUCUUUGGAUGCGGUUAAUGGUGAAAGAGUUUCAACUUCUUCAAACAAAGCUCGCCUGCGCCGUGCUUCGAUGUUGAAAAGUCGAUUUGCAGACACCAUCUUCAAUGCACAACAGAAGAAGAUGGAUGCACUGAAUGUUGAUCCAUUAAUGGAGACGAAACAAGAAAAGAGAACAUCCAAAACAAGGCAGGUUGACAAAAAAGGAAACGCCGUGGAAGCUGCCGGUGAUCAAGUGAAGGUGAAUGUUGAGUUGAAAAAGCAACGGGAAAGGGAUAGGAAAGCUGCUCGGAUCGCAUUAGAUAAGAUGGAAGACACUGCUGGGAUUCCACUUAAUAUAGAGGUUCAAAAGGAAUUCGAGAUUCUGAUGGGAUGUUCUUCGUCCUCGAAUUACCUCGGUUACGUCGAGAGUCCUACAGGUCAAAGAGUACAUCGAUAAGUUCAGGAUUGCGGAUCCUUCACAUUCAUCUAUGGAAGACAAGUAUGUUAAGAUAUUGAGGAAGGUGGAAUAGUGUGUUAAACUUAUAGACGUAAAAUUUCUAUAUUAUUUAU